CCUCCAGGCUGGCGGAUGAGUCAGCUGACGCCGGCGCUCCAGCCUCGCCUCGCGGCGCUGCGCUCCCCGCGCUCCCCCGAAGUGGCUGCGAGCCGGCCGCCCACUUUCGGGGCUUGGGGGACCGAGUGAUGCGCGCCUGCUGAGGCCACGCCGAGCCGCCGCCGCCGCAGCUCCGCCGGGUCAACUUUCCCCCCGCCCCCCCCCCCCCCCACGCCGCCUCCCGACCCGGCCCUUGACCCGCCCCAGAGCCACCUCGGGUGCGCGCGCUUGGGUGAGGGGGUCGCCGGCUGCCCGGGAUGGCUUCCAAUUUUAAUGACAUAGUGAAGCAAGGGUACGUGAGGAUCCGGAGCAGACGCCUGGGGAUAUAUCAGCGAUGCUGGCUAGUAUUCAAGAAAGCUUCAAGCAAAGGUCCAAAAAGACUGGAGAAAUUUUCUGAUGAACGUGCUGCAUAUUUUAGGUGUUACCAUAAGGUGACAGAGCUCAACAAUGUGAAGAACGUAGCCCGGUUGCCAAAGAGCACCAAGAAGCACGCCAUAGGAAUCUAUUUCAAUGACGACACCUCCAAGACCUUUGCUUGUGAAUCAGAUCUGGAGGCCGAUGAAUGGUGCAAACUGCUCCAGAUGGAGUGUGUGGGCGCACGGAUCAAUGACAUCAGCCUCGGAGAGCCUGACUUACUGGCUACUGGGGUUGAGAGAGAACAGAGUGAGAGAUUCAAUGUGUAUUUGAUGCCAUCCCCUAACUUAGAUGUACAUGGCGAAUGUGCCUUGCAGAUUACAUAUGAGCACAUCUGUCUUUGGGACGUCCAGAAUCCCAGAGUCAAACUCAUCUCUUGGCCGCUAAGUGCCCUGCGGCGGUACGGGCGAGAUGCUGCUUGGUUCACUUUUGAGGCAGGGAGGAUGUGUGAAACUGGGGAAGGGCUGUUUAUCUUUCAAACGCGAGAUGGGGAGGCCAUCUACCAGAAAGUCCACUCUGCUGCCUUGGCGAUAGCUGAACAGCACGAGCGCUUGCUACAGAGCGUGAAAAAUUCAAUGCUCCAGAUGAAGAUGAGCCAGCGGGCUGCCUCGCUGAGCACCAUGGCGCCUCUGCCCCGCAGCGCCUACUGGCAGCACAUCACGCGUCAGCACAGCGCGGGGCAGCUCUGCCGCCUGCAAGAUGUUGCCAGCCCUCUGAAGCUUCAUCGAACAGAGACUUUUCCUGCCUACCGAUCUGAGCACUGACACGAGCUGCCCAGAGUGGUUGUGGGACGCACCUGGGAUGUGUCAGCCACCGCAGAUCCUCGAGGCGGCAGGAUGACAGCGAGGGAAACCACGAAGGAAAGAAUCUCAAAGUCCCCGGCUGAUCGUGUGGUCAUUGGGAAACGGCAAUGCAAUAUUUGUCCUUUUCUUUCUUUCUUUUUUCUUUUUUUAAAAAAUCUUAGCGUGAUUGAAACAUGCUCUAUAGAUUUCGACUUCUCUUGCCCCCUUUUACAGCUGGACAGGAAGGAGUCAAUGCCGCAAAAUGAUUUUCUAUCGUAGGUACUGUGUCCCUUCCACUUCCUCUGAAUCUAUCCUUUUGUGGAUUCUUGUGAUUUCCCUUCUGAGUGUUUCAGUUGUAUGACAGUCGGUACUGACAAUAAAAUGGCUCUUCAUUAUUUGUUAUUUGCUGAUACCGUAUUUCCUCACUUAUUAAUGCUACGGCUCCGGUUAACUACUGGAAGUUAUUUUUUAUUAUAUUACCGACACGUGAAAUCAGCGCUUUGACCUGACUCCUACCUGUGAGGUUAAGAAAUCUCUUCAAAGGGCCCUUUAGCAUUCUCUACGGGGUUAUAAUGUUGCUCUCGCGUGAUCUUCCUCCAGUCACCCACCUCCGUUUUUCAAAAGCCUUUGUUUUAUUUGGAGUACCUUCAUAAAACAUUUUAAAAUAAAA
Molecule: messenger RNA, 1905 nt
Organism: Prionailurus viverrinus (fishing cat)
Lineage: Eukaryota; Metazoa; Chordata; Mammalia; Carnivora; Felidae
Gene: DOK5
Product: docking protein 5
Exons: 8
Coding region: 297-1217 (306 amino acids)
Biological process (GO): cell surface receptor protein tyrosine kinase signaling pathway; positive regulation of MAPK cascade
Cellular component (GO): cytoplasm
Source: RefSeq, a predicted model, not a curated record